AUGGAUAUCAAAAACUCCCCAUCUAGCCUUAACUCUCCUGCCUCCUACAACUGCAGUCAAUCCAUCCUUCCCCUGGAGCACAGCCCCAUAUACAUACCUUCCUCCUAUGUAGAGAGCCACCAUGAAUACUCAGCCAUGACAUUCUACAGCCCAGCUGUGAUGAAUUACAGUAUUCCCAGCAGUGUCAAUAACUUGGAGGGGGGACCAGGUCGACAGACCACAAGCCCAAACAUGUUGUGGCCAACUCCUGGACACCUCUCUCCUUUAGCCAUCCACUGCCAGUCUUCAGUUCUGUAUGCAGAACCUCAAAAGAGUCCUUGGUGUGAAGCAAGAUCACUAGAACACAGCUUACCUUUAAACAGAGAGACAUUGAAAAGGAAGGUUAGUGGGAGUAGUUGUGCCAGCCCUGUUAUGAGUCCAAGUUCAAAGAGGGAUGCCCACGUCUGUGCUGUCUGCAGUGACUACGCAUCAGGAUAUCACUAUGGAGUCUGGUCAUGUGAAGGAUGUAAGGCCUUUUUUAAAAGAAGCAUUCAAGGACAUAAUGAUUAUAUUUGUCCAGCUACAAAUCAGUGCACAAUAGAUAAGAAUCGGCGCAAAAGCUGCCAAGCCUGCCGACUUCGGAAGUGCUAUGAAGUCGGGAUGGUGAAGUGUGGCUCCCGGAGGGAAAGGUGUGGGUUCCGCCUAGUGCGGAGGCAGAAGAGUUCCGAUGAGCAGCUGCACUGUCUGAACAAAGCCAAGAAGAAUGGACAGAUGAGCCGAGUGAAGGAGCUACUGUUGAGCGCCCUGAGCCCGGAACAGCUGGUGCUCACGCUCCUGGAGGCAGAGCCACCCAACGUGCUGGUGAGCCGCCCCAGCGCGCCCUUCACCGAGGCCUCCAUGAUGAUGUCCCUGACCAAGCUGGCCGACAAGGAACUGGUGCACAUGAUCGGCUGGGCCAAGAAAAUUCCGGGCUUUGUGGAGCUCAGCCUGUACGACCAAGUGCGGCUCUUGGAGAACUGCUGGAUGGAGGUGCUAAUGGUGGGGCUGAUGUGGCGCUCCAUCGACCACCCUGGCAAGCUCAUCUUUGCUCCAGACCUUGUCCUAGACAGGGAUGAAGGGAAAUGUGUGGAAGGAAUUCUGGAAAUCUUUGACAUGCUCCUGGCAACGACUUCAAGGUUUCGUGAGUUAAAACUCCAACAUAACGAGUAUCUCUGUGUCAAGGCCAUGAUCCUCCUGAACUCCAGUAUGUACCCUUUAGCUGCAGCAACUCAGGAGGCCGAGAGCAGCCGGAAGCUGACUCACUUGCUGAAUGCUGUGACCGAUGCUCUGGUCUGGGUAAUCGCCAAGAGCGGCAUCCCUUCCCAGCAGCAGUCCGUCCGCCUGGCUAACCUCCUGAUGCUCCUCUCUCACGUCAGGCACGCCAGUCCCUCCUUAGGGGCAGCAAAGGUCUCCAGAGUGGUCACCUCCUUUGGUCAGAGAGGUGAGUUAUUUUAA
This is a messenger RNA of Pipistrellus nathusii (Nathusius's pipistrelle), 1473 nucleotides long. The record is from the annotation of a GenBank genome assembly. NCBI's taxonomy places the organism in Eukaryota, Metazoa, Chordata, Mammalia, Chiroptera, Vespertilionidae.